Molecule: messenger RNA, 2199 nt
Organism: Centropristis striata (black sea bass)
Lineage: Eukaryota; Metazoa; Chordata; Actinopteri; Perciformes; Serranidae
Gene: abhd5a
Product: abhydrolase domain containing 5a
Exons: 8
Coding region: 2-1123 (373 amino acids)
Biological process (GO): positive regulation of triglyceride catabolic process; negative regulation of triglyceride storage
Cellular component (GO): lipid droplet
Source: RefSeq, a predicted model, not a curated record
UAUGGCCGAGCAGCAAGCGGAGACAGCGAGCAGAGGGCUGGUUCACAGAGUGAUGUCAGUGGUUGGAGCUGACAGCAUGCUCAGCAGUGUAUGGGGCUAUGUGGACUCAACCAUGAGGUGGUGCUGGAUCCCCAGCUGGCUGCCAUCAUGGUGUCCCACCUCUCAGAUCCAGCUACAGACUGCAGAGGACAAGAUGCUGCGAUGUGUAGACAGCACUUUCUCUAAACAGUAUGUACCCAUCUCCAACGGUAACCUGCUGUGGACCCUGACCCUCAGCAGUGAGGGUGUCAAACACAAAACCCCCAUGGUUCUGCUCCAUGGGUUUGGAGGUGGCGUGGGCCUCUGGGCCCAGAACCUGGACGCUCUCUCCCAGCGUCGGCCCGUGCUGGCUGUGGACCUGCUGGGUUUCGGACAGAGCAGCAGGCCUGUGUUCUCCACAGAUGUCCAGCAGGCAGAGGACCAGUAUGUGGAGUCUAUAGAGCAGUGGAGGUCUAAAAUGGGUCUGGACUCCAUGAUACUGCUGGGACACAACCUGGGAGGAUACCUGGCUGUGUCCUACUCUAUUAAAUACCCUGACAGAGUAAAACAUAUAGUGCUGGUGGAGCCCUGGGGAUUCCCCGAGCGCCCGGAUACAGUGGAGGCAGACCGGCCCAUCCCUGUGUGGAUCAAAGCCCUGGGGGCCAUGUUCAGUCCCUUCAACCCCCUGGCUGGCCUGAGACUGGUUGGCCCACUCGGGCCCACUCUGGUCCAGACUCUGAGACCCGACUUCAAGAGGAAGUUCUCCUCCAUGUUCAGUGACAACACAGUGUCAGAGUACAUCUACCACCUGAACGUGCAAACCCCCAGUGGGGAAACAGCCUUUAAGAAUAUGAGCACACCGUGCGGCUGGGCUAUGAGGCCCAUGCUGCAGAGGAUGGACCAGCUUCAGCCUCAGAUCCCCAUCAGCAUCCUGUACGGAUCACGCUCCGGCAUCGACAGCAACUCAGGCAGCGCCAUCAAACAGAUGAGGCCUCACUCUCAUGUGGACAUCAUAAUGAUCCGUGGAGCUGGACACUACGUCUACGCUGACCAGCCAGAGGACUUCAACCACAGAGUUUUACAAGUCUGUGAUAAAGUGGACUGAAGUAAACACUGAACUCUGGAGAAAGGGGAGCACCAAUAACAGACUUAACUACAGCAGGAUUCCACUUCCUCCAAGCAGCCAUAAGCCAUAUAUUUUUAUAUUAUCUUAAAAUACUUCAAGUGUGAAUAAAUGUCUAUGUUUCUGCAUAUUUAGAAAAGAAGAGGAAAACUAUAAUAUAAGACUCAGUAUUUUAGGAGAGUCAUUUGUAAUAUGAUAUAAUGAUAAUAUAUUUCGUCCCAUCUUAAAUGAUAUCUACCUGAAACAAAGCUCAGUUACAGUUUCAUGUGUCCAGUAUGGUGCGUAACCUGUGGUUUGUGGUUUUUCUCAAUGAUUCUGAUCCGACAGACAAGAAGAUGACUCUUUAGUACAACACUGAAUCAGCACCAGGGCGCAGCUUUAGAUUCAUCUUUCUUUUAUAGCGUCUGUCCUCUGUUCAUGUUUUUGACUUUUCUUUCAGACAGAAAAGUUAAUUUCAAUUGUAUUCAUCAUGAACGUGAACCCAGAUCACCUCUGCAAAGAUGAUCAAUGUAAACAUUUUCACUCUAAAGCUGGUGCACAGUUCUAUGGGACUCUUUUUUUUUUUUUUUUUUUUUUUUAACCUCUGUCUACACAAUAAUCUUAAACCAUUUGAAUGUAUAAUUCUCUGAAGGCUGUUUUUAUAUUUUAGCUGCCAUAGAUUUUUAACUAAAACCAGAGAUAUAUGAUGCAACACUCCAACAGCUGAGCUCUCUGCUGUUAGCCUGUGCCUAAAAACAAAUGUAUACUUUUGAAUUGUAGAACAAAACCUAGAAAUUCUUGACUUGCUUCCAAGUCAAGAAAAGUAAUGUGUUUUGAUGUCACCAGGCACCUCUACAGAUGUACAACAGUUUAGUUAAGCUCCAAUAUGGGAAGUAUACGCUCUGUGAUUCUAGACAUUAAGUCAGGAUUUCUUGAUUUUGACUAUUAUUUUCUCAAUCUGUCUUUUGCUAGUAAUAGUAUUUAAUAGACUUGCAAUACUGAAAUCUGAAGUGCCAUUUAAGUCAGUAACUGCAGUGAUUCAAUGUGAAUAAUCUAUGGAUUAAAGAAACCUGUGGAAA